Alosa alosa (allis shad) is the source of this 4133-nucleotide messenger RNA. Its product is annotated as serine/threonine-protein kinase MARK1-like. Gene Ontology annotation, cellular component: cytoplasm. Gene Ontology annotation, molecular function: protein serine/threonine kinase activity; ATP binding; tau-protein kinase activity. Lineage: Eukaryota; Metazoa; Chordata; Actinopteri; Clupeiformes; Clupeidae. Bases 328 to 2655 code for a protein of 775 amino acids. Gene Ontology annotation, biological process: microtubule cytoskeleton organization; intracellular signal transduction; protein phosphorylation. The transcript is spliced from 18 exons. The record is from RefSeq and is a predicted model, not a curated record.
CAGCUCGUGGAUGAGAAUUAUUUUCCCCACACCCCUCAACCCACCAUCACCACUCCCUCCCUUAACCUUCUGAUACGGCAGAUUUCAUCAGCGGUGCUGGUGUUGACAUUGACAGCCAAGGAUUUUGUCUCCUCACCAAGGUUAGUUUUCUUGGAAAGAACCGUAGGCUACAGGCUGGUUCAAAUGUGGACCUGAAACAUGCUGCGGAAAAGAGGCUGAUGACCGGACUGUUCUUGAAGGAUACCGAGAUGUAGUAGUGUGCAAAUCGCCUCUUAUGAGACUCCGCUGCACGGCGUGUUGCAUUGAUAGACGGCCGAAAACCAAAAAAUGUCGACCAAAACACCUUUACCAACCGUGAAUGAGCGUGAUGCGGAAAAUCACAUGUCCGUGGAUGGACUCCGAGAUGGCCCGACCCCUCCCAUGAAGUCCGGCAGCCGCCAGAGUCUUUCUCGGUGCCGCAAUUCCACAUCUGAUGAGCAUCCACAUAUUGGAAACUACCGUCUCCUCAAGACCAUUGGCAAGGGCAACUUUGCCAAAGUCAAGCUGGCGCGGCAUGUUCUAACAGGAAGAGAGGUCGCAGUGAAGAUAAUAGACAAGACACAGCUGAACCCCACCAGUCUGCAAAAGCUCUUUAGGGAGGUUCGGAUAAUGAAGCUGUUGAAUCAUCCAAACAUAGUUAAAUUAUUUGAAGUCAUAGAAACAGAGAAGACACUUUACUUAAUAAUGGAAUAUGCCAGCGGAGGUGAGGUAUUUGACUACCUUGUGGCUCAUGGACGAAUGAAAGAGAAAGAGGCUCGGGCAAAGUUUCGACAAAUUGUGUCUGCAGUGGAGUACUGCCAUCAGAAGAGGAUAGUGCAUAGAGAUCUGAAGGCAGAGAAUCUACUGUUGGAUGCAGAUAUGAACAUAAAGAUAGCAGACUUUGGCUUCAGUAAUGAAUUCACCCUGGGAAGCAAGCUGGACACCUUCUGUGGCUCACCCCCUUACGCUGCCCCUGAGCUCUUCCAGGGAAAGAAAUAUGAUGGGCCUGAAGUGGACGUUUGGAGCUUAGGAGUCAUCCUAUACACACUGGUCAGCGGAUCAUUACCUUUUGAUGGCCAAAACUUGAAGGAGCUAAGGGAAAGAGUUUUGAGAGGGAAAUACCGCAUACCCUUCUACAUGUCCACAGACUGUGAGAACCUGCUUAAGAAGCUUUUAGUGCUGAACCCAGUAAAGAGAGGCAGCUUGGAGCAAGUGAUGAAGGACAGGUGGAUGAAUGUAGGCCAUGAGGAGGAAGCGCUGAAACCAUAUACGGAGCCAGAACAAAACAACAGUGACACUAAAAGAAUUGAGUUGAUGGUGACAAUGGGAUUCCCUAAGGAUGAGGUCAUUGACUCUCUUUUGGGACAGAAGUACGAUGAGGUUAUGGCCACUUACCUGCUACUUGGUAGAAAAACCCCAGAGUUUGAAGGAAAUGAAUCUGUGUCUACCAACCUGUGUCAGAGGUCACGGCCCAGCAAUGACCUCAACAACAGCCUUGGUCAGCCCCCAAACCCAUCCAAUGUUCAGCGCAGCAUUUUGACCAGUCAGAAGCAGCAACGACGCUUCAGUGAUCAUGUGGGCCAAUCUGUUUCUCCAGCAGUGUCUGGCUCAAAGCAUGCUCAGGUCAGCAUUGUGGAGAGUGAACAGAAGGAUGAACAAGAUAGUUCAUCUAAGUCGACCUCUGCUGGCUCCAAAGCUGAUCUCCAAGCCUCGCCAUUACAUGCUGUUGACAAGAAGAAACUGUCCACCAUAUCAGGGACCAAUGGAGGGAUGACCCGCAGAAACACAUAUGUGUGUGAGCGCUCAGCUGACCGCCUCUCAGCUAUCCCCAAUGGAAAAGACAGCAGUCUAACUGAGGUCGCCAGUUCCUCUACGUCUGGGGCCUCUUCCAAUCCGGUGCCUCCACGCCCCCGACACACCAAGUCCAUGUCAGCCUCAGGCCACCCCUCCAAAAGCACUCUACCCCCCAUCCAGGAUAACAGCGAAUACAAUCCAGGUUCCACACCCCGUCCCCCUUCUACUUCCCCUUCAGCCCACAGCAUCAGCACCCCAGAGCGCACACGGUUUCCACGAGGUACUUCCAGCCGCAGUACAUUCCAUGGUGCUCAGCUCCGUGACCGUCGCAGUGCCACCUACAAUGGGCCUCCUGCCUCACCCACCCUUUCCCAUGACACAGCCGCUCUUGCUCAGGUUUGCCGUGGCACAUCCACGGGCAUCAUCAGCAAGAUCACCUCCAAGUUUGUACGAAGGUUUCCAAGUGAAGGAGAAGCAAGUGGCAGAACGGACACUCCAAGGAGUGCGUCUGGAGAGCCCAAAGAGGAGAGCCGUGACUGCAAGCCCCGUUCGCUGCGCUUCACUUGGAGCAUGAAGACCACCUCUUCUAUGGACCCAGGGGACAUGAUGCGUGAGAUUCGCAAGGUGCUGGAUGCCAAUAACUGCGACUAUGAGCAGCGUGAGCGUUUCCUCCUCUUCUGUGUCCAUGGUGAUGCACGGCAGGAUAGCCUUGUCCAAUGGGAAAUGGAGGUGUGCAAGCUGCCCCGCCUCUCACUUAAUGGUGUGCGUUUCAAGAGAAUAUCUGGUACAUCCAUUGCCUUUAAGAACAUUGCCUGCAAAAUCGCAAAUGAGCUAAAGUUGUGAAAGGAUUGAAAAUGAAGUGGUGAGAAAAUAAUCUGAGGGUCGAAAGGGGUCUAGUUAGAUCAGAUGAGCAUCUACUCUCUUUAGAUCAACAUACUUUGGACACAAGAUAACGAUGUCUGUCUAUAUCUGGAUAUAGUGGAGGUCUUUGUCCACUGACAAAUAUGAAGAUGGAAGAGAAACACUUCAGUUUCAACCCUCGUUUAGUAACAGCCUGCUUCAGUACUCCAGUCUGUUUCCUGCAGUGUGUGGCUUGAAGACAACCAUCCAGGCAAUAAUGUCACUCACCUCCUAGGAACUAUGAGUUUUGUCUACUGAAUGGCCAUGAAAGGAGCAAACCAAACGUGCUUUUCCUCUUGUAUAGGUGAACAUGUGAAAUUGCUCAUUUACGCUUAAUCUUGUUAUGGUUAUACUAUGCUACAAGUUUAUGCAUUGCGCCCACAGGUACUGUAUAGUUGCUCUGAUAUCUGUUAAAAAAUCUAUGCUUACUGUAUAAUAGCUAUAAUUUCUAAAGAUUUGUGCCCUAACAGAUAAGUUUUAUUUUAUUCUUGUAUAAGAAACAUUGUAUGUUCAUAUUGUACAUGCAAAACAAACUGUACUGUAUAUAAAUUACUUGAAAUAUGUGAAAUUGCAAGUUGGAUGAUGAUGAGACUCUUAUCACAUGUUCAUACAGACUCCCAAAAGACUCAACAACACAUGCCCAUCAGUUAUCUUUAUUAUUAUCACUCCUCUGUUUUCUGUAAGCAAGUGAUGUACUGUAUUCACAAAGCCCUGUUGCACUUGUACAACCUGCUGAUCAGGUUUACUUUGAUCACCACAUCUCAUACGAUGUUUUUUUCCAGUUCAGUUUAGAUUUUACAAGAAUUGUUGACAAUACGUAUUUAUUAUAUUCAGUGUUUGUGUAUGUGUUUGUGUGUGAGUGAGUGAGAGAGAAAGAGAAAGACAGACACUGCUUUGCAAUGAUAAAAACAUUUUGUUUCCGUUUCUGUUGUGAAUAAGGAUGAAUGAAACGGGAAUGAAAUGAGCACUUGAAGAAAUAAAUUGCGGUUGAUGUUUUUCAAGGCUCUUGUUUCUAGUCCACUCACUGGUGGGUCUUUUACAGUAAAGUUGACAUAGUGAUUCAUUCCAAACCCUUACAAAUAUAAUCAAUCGGGAAUUAAAAGAGGGUGUUGACCUCUAGGACAUGGAAUUCAUAUGUGCAAAUAGUGUUUCAGAGGCAUUGUGCUAGAUCUGCUCCUUUUGCUUCGAUCAUGACCCAUCCUGACCAACUCCCUAGAAUGAGACAUGCACUGAAGUCAGGACAUUUAGAGAUCAUUUCAGAACCUGUAAUAUUACAGAAUUGUGGUUGUGUUACCAUAACAUUUACUUAUGUUCAAUGAAAACAUUCCAACAAGAAGUUUCCAUUGAAAAAAGUUUGAAUGAGUCAUUUUGGAUUCCAUCUCUGAUAAACAAUAUUAAAACUUGGAAGAAAUAAAAGAAAA